UCCUAUCUAACCAAAUAAAUCAAACUCAUACAUAAAGUCGGUACAAGUCCACCGAGAAUGACAUGGUUCUUUGCUUUGGUUUCAACUUUCAACUAUCAAGUCUCAACCUUUGUUUCAUGACAGUGAUUGUUUCCACCAUUGAAUUCGCUCUUUUCUCUUCCAACUCCUUCGUCUCAUUUGAACGGAUUUUGUUUUACACAAACAUGUUGCGUGCAGCAUCAUUCUCGAGGUUCAGCUUCUGUCUUCAUAUCCCCUCUUUUCUUGUGCCCUAUGUUUUCCCUUUUCGCUUUCCUUCCUGUUCAUGUUCAAUGUCAAGCCUUCACUCUCAUUCUCAGCUCACAUCCCCUCGCCAUGUUGAUGAAGCUGUUGAUUCCUUCACUCGUAUGCUCUCUAUGCGUCGCCCUCCAUCCAUCAUCCAAUUUAACCAGAUUUUGGGGUCUCUUGCCAAGACGAACCAUUUCUCCCCCGCCAUUUCCCUUUUUCAGCAAUUGCUAGCCAGGGGAAUUGCUCCCAGCAUAGUUACUUUGAGCAUCGUAAUUAAUUGUUGUUGCGGCAUGGGUCGUAUGGCGCUUGCUUUCUCUGUACUGACCAAGAUUUUCAGGAUGGGUUUUCAGCCUGAUACCAUAACGUUGAAUACACUCAUUAAAGGUCUCUGUCUAUGCGGUAAUGUUGAAAAAGCACUGCACUUUCAUGAUAGAUUGUUGGCUCAUGGAUUUCAAUUCGACCAAGUCACUUAUGCAACUUUGAUCAAUGGGCUCUGUAAGACCGGACACACAUCAGCUGCUAUUCAAGUGUUGAGAAAGAUUCCACGGUAUGGAAUUAUUCCUAAUGUCGUCAUGUACAGCGCAAUUAUUGAUAGCUUGUGCAAGGUUACGUUUGUAAGUGAUGCUUUUCAUUUAUACUCUGAAAUGCUUGCUAAGGGAAUCUCUCCCAAUGUUAUCACCUACAACACUCUAAUUUAUGGAUUGUGCCUUGCGGGUCAACUUAAGGAAGCCAUUGAUUUACUAAAUCAUAUGCUGCUGAAAAACAUUACUCCAAAUGUUCAUACGUAUACUACUUUGAUUGAUGGACUAUGUAAGGAGGGAAAUAUCAAAGAUGCUAAGAGUGUGUUGGCUGUGAUGACAAAAGAUGCUGUGGAACCAACUGUGGUUACUUAUAAUUGUUUAAUGGAUGGGUAUUGCUUGGUUAACGAAUUAAACAAGGCAAAAUGUAUAUUUGACACAAUGGCCCAGAUAGGAAUGGCUCCUGAUAUCCAAAGUUACAAUAUUAUUAUUAAUGGCUUGUGCAAAAGUAAAUUGAUGGAUGAUGCCUUGAAUCUCUUUGAAGAGAUGCGUCGCAAGAACUUGGUUCCUAACACGGUAACUUACAGUACUCUAAUUGAUGGCUUGGGAAAAUCAAGGAGAAUCUCUUGUGCUUCAAAGCUUCUUGUUGAGAUGCAUAAUAAAGGUCAACCUGCUAAUAUAAUCACUUACAAUUCCUUGUUGGAUGGGAUGUUCAAUAUCAAACAAGUUGACAAGGCACUUAUGUUAUUUAAUCAAAUGAAAGAGAGUGGCAUUGAUCCAGAUAUAUGCACGUAUAAUAUACUUAUUGAUGGCCUAUGCAAAGGUGGAAGACUUACAGAUGCAAAAGAGAUUUUUCAAGAUCUUUCCAUUAAAAGCUAUCGUCCAAAUGUGAGGACAUACACUAUUAUGAUCAAUGGGCUCUGCAAAGAGGGCUUAUCUAAAAAAGCAUUGGCCCUGCUGUCGGAAAUGGAAAACAACGGUUGCUUACCAAAUGCUAUGACUUUUGAAAUCGUUAUUCGUGCUUUGUUUGGAAAAGGUGAGAAUGACAUGGCGGAGAAACUUCUUCGGAAAAUGAUUGCUAGAGGCUUAUUGAAUGGAUGAAAGAGAACAGCUCGCAGCAUUUGUAACUAUCCAAUCACUUCUAGGUAUACUUUGAAGAAUUUGGACUUAUGAUUUAUCCUUGUAUCUGAAUAAAUGGCUGCGCAAGCCGCAGAAUUUUUGCUUCUUAUGGCGUGUAUCCUUCUGCAGAUUCCAG
Molecule: messenger RNA, 2037 nt
Organism: Arachis ipaensis
Lineage: Eukaryota; Viridiplantae; Streptophyta; Magnoliopsida; Fabales; Fabaceae
Source: RefSeq, a predicted model, not a curated record